CAAGAGAAAAAUAAACCCUUCAACCUAUGGAGGAAGAUAAUCCCCAAAUACUUGAAUAUGCUCACUCUGAGUUUAAAAGACAGAAUUUCAAACGGGCAGAAGAACUUUACUCAAAGUUUAUCUCGUCCUGCGCACAGUUCAGGGAAUGUGAAGCAAGUAGUUUGGCCGGUGCUUAUAACAACCGAGGACAGAUAAAGUACUUCCGGGUGGACUUUAAUGAAGCAGUAGAGGACUUCACUUCCGCCAUACGGACUGACAGCCGGUUUGAAAUACCUUUCUACAACAGAGGUCUCAUCCACUACAGACUGGGUUUUUUCGACGAUGCCAAGAGUGACUUCCAGCAAGCAUUAAAGCUCAAUCCAGAUUUUGAAGAUGCCAAAGUGAGCCUGCAACAGGCACUUCUGGACCAGCAGCACAAGAUAAACAGGGGAUACUGACAGCUUCAUAAACUAUAGAGUACAUAUUUUAUAUCUCCCUAAAUCUGGUGGCUAAAGAAAACAUGUACAUUCUAUCAAAUAAAGUCAAUUAACUUACAUUUAUGUACAACUGUCAUAUAACAAAUUAUCAUUAUUUGAUCUGAAGAGGAAUAUUUAGAUUUUUUUAAAGAUAUCAGCACAAAGAUAAACAUGAAAGUGAAACACAAGCAACAUAAAGCAACCUGCACAAGCAUUGACACCCAUGAAAAUCAGCAAAAACAUUUGUAGUUUGAACACAUGAAAGGAUGUAGACAUGCCAAUGGAUCAAGCGCAACGCUUGCAUGGAUUUUGUCAAGCAGUGCAUUGAUAAUUCCUUUUCAGCACUCUUCCAGUUGUAAAAAAAUGUUAUGGCCUAAUAAGUGAAAGUAUAUCAUUGUAUAAGUCUGUGUGUGGACUGCGCAGACUUAUCGACCAAUGCGCAACAAGUGAAACUAUGAUCUUGGGUUUUUACUGUUGUUAAUAAAUGUUAUUGCACCAUCCUGACGACACUGGGAGGAGGUUUGUGACUAUAAACAAACCUUAAUUAAGUGUUAGCAUACAGUAAAGGUAAUAAUUCUCUCAGCUGCAAAGGAAAAACAUGUUUUGUGUCUUAAAUUUAGUCUUUCUAAAAGUAUGGUUUUAAGGAAAGAUUGUCGUCUUCUUUUGACACCGUGCCUCUCUUGAAUAAUUAAAAUGAUAUAUUUCUGAUGCCAAACUCAAAUGUAUAUAUGUUUGCAAC
Anoplopoma fimbria (sablefish) is the source of this 1194-nucleotide messenger RNA. It is a transcript of the gene ttc32, whose product is annotated as tetratricopeptide repeat domain 32. Lineage: Eukaryota; Metazoa; Chordata; Actinopteri; Perciformes; Anoplopomatidae. The record is from RefSeq and is a predicted model, not a curated record. Bases 27 to 437 code for a protein of 136 amino acids. Gene Ontology annotation, molecular function: protein binding. The transcript is spliced from 3 exons.